CAUCCAAUGGAUGUUCGCUAACGUGUUUAAAUCCGACGGUUCCCGAAGUGAAAACCAUCAUUGUCAAUGCUCGAGCAGUGCACAAAACUGUUAUCCAGAAACUACGAACGGCGUGGAGGAUUUGGUCGUUAGGUAUCGUUAAAGGUCGGUCGGCAAUGGCUUCUCAUAGUUUAAGCUUAGCAUCUCCAAGAAUUUACAUUUCCACGAAAAGCCAAUUAGAACUGGGCGUCAAAUCCAAGCUUUUUGUGUUCGGUUCUCGAGGCUUGAGAAAAUCCAAGACGGUUUCUUUGUCAGCCCGUGCCAUGGGCUCCUCAGCUUCUUCCCAGAAACCAGACAGCACUCAAGAGGCGGGAAGCGCCGACUAUAAAGCUAUAAGUGAUGAAGAGUGGAAGAAGCGACUCACAGGCGAACAAUUUUAUAUUACUCGUCAAAAGGGAACCGAGAGGGCUUUCACUGGGGAAUAUUGGAACACCAAAACCCCUGGAACUUACCAUUGCAUAUGUUGUGACACACCUCUAUUUGAAUCAUCCACUAAAUUUGAUAGUGGAACUGGUUGGCCUUCUUAUUACCUGCCUGUGGGAAACAAUGUCAAGUCAAAGGUAGAUUUGUCAAUUAUUUUCAUGCCUCGCCAAGAAGUUCUCUGCGCCGUUUGUGAUGCUCAUCUUGGCCAUGUCUUUGACGAUGGUCCACCUCCCACAGGAAAACGUUUUUGUAUCAAUAGCGCCUCCCUUAAACUAAAGCCAAAGCCGUAGGCAGGCACAAGCAGGAAAACCAGAAUGAUAUGAUGCUCAAAUCAGAUGCGACACUCGUAUUGUAUCUGCAUAUUCCGUUUUAAAUCUUUUAUUUGGUUAGAGAACUGUGUAAAAUAAUAUUCACUUGGCCGAUGUAUAAGCUGGGUCUGAUAAUGUGUAAAAUAUCUUAUAUUUUGGGUCUGAUAAAAUAUAAAAUUUAUCUUC
Molecule: messenger RNA, 956 nt
Organism: Juglans microcarpa x Juglans regia
Lineage: Eukaryota; Viridiplantae; Streptophyta; Magnoliopsida; Fagales; Juglandaceae
Product: peptide methionine sulfoxide reductase B1, chloroplastic
Exons: 5
Coding region: 156-752 (198 amino acids)
Biological process (GO): protein repair; response to oxidative stress
Cellular component (GO): cytoplasm
Molecular function (GO): peptide-methionine (R)-S-oxide reductase activity
Source: RefSeq, a predicted model, not a curated record